Molecule: messenger RNA, 4220 nt
Organism: Sorex fumeus (smoky shrew)
Lineage: Eukaryota; Metazoa; Chordata; Mammalia; Eulipotyphla; Soricidae
Gene: ZNF711
Product: zinc finger protein 711
Exons: 10
Coding region: 217-2697 (826 amino acids)
Biological process (GO): regulation of transcription by RNA polymerase II
Cellular component (GO): nucleus
Molecular function (GO): DNA-binding transcription factor activity, RNA polymerase II-specific; RNA polymerase II transcription regulatory region sequence-specific DNA binding; metal ion binding
Source: RefSeq, a predicted model, not a curated record
CGGAGGCCCGAAGCCUUAGUGGGGGCCCGUGGUGUAGUUUAGAGCGACGGGAAAAUGGCGGAAAACAAAACGUAGGUAAAGGCAACAUUUUCCAAGAGAAAAUAACUCAGACGGAAAAAUAACAAAAAUAAAUUGCAGAUUUUAUUUUAUAAUAUGUAAGAGAGUCUACAACUUCAAGACGCAUAUUAAGAUAUUUGUGAAUAAUCUUUGCUAAUUAUGGAUUCAGGUGGUGGAAGUCUUGGAUUGCAUACAUCAGAUUCUAGAAUGGCUCAUACCAUGAUUAUGCAGGAUUUUGUGGCUGGAAUGGCUGGUACUGCACAUAUCGAUGGAGACCAUAUUGUUGUUUCAGUUCCUGAGGCUGUAUUAGUUUCUGAUGUAGUCACAGAUGAUGGGAUAACUCUAGAUCCUGGCUUAGCGGCUGAAGUUGUACAUGGGCCUGAUAUCAUCACUGAGACUGACAUAGUAACAGAAGGUGUGAUUGUUCCUGAAGCUGUACUUGAAGCUGAUGUUGCCAUUGAAGAAGAUUUAGAGGAAACUGAUGGUGAUCACAUUUUGACUUCCGAAUUAAUAACAGAAACUGUUAGAGUACCUGAACAGGUUUUUGUGGCUGACCUUGUUACAGGUCCUGAUGGACACUUAGAACAUGUGGUCCAAGAUUGUGUUUCUGGAGUUGACUCUCCCACAGUCGUAUCAGAGGAGGUUCUUGUAACAAAUUCAGAUACAGAAACUAUGAUUCAGGCAACUGAUGGUGUUCCUGGUUCUACAGUUACAAUUAAAACUGAAGAUGAUGAAGAUUUCGAUGAUGAAGAGGAGGAUGAGGAUGAUGAGGAUGAUGAUGAGGAGGAUGAUGAUGAUGAUGAUGUGAAAAGCACUUCUGAAGACUACUUGAUGAUAUCCUUGGAUGAUGUUGGUGAAAAGUUAGAGCAUAUGGGAAACACACCAUUAAAAAUGGGCAAUGAUGUUUCACAAGAAGAUGUUAAAGAAGAUGGAUUUGGUUCAGAAGUAAUAAAAGUAUAUAUAUUCAAAGCUGAGGCUGAAGAUGAUGUUGAAAUAGGUGGAACAGAAAUUGUGACAGAGAGUGAGUACACUAAUGGACAUUCUGUAACAGGAGUGCUUGAUCAGAACCGAAUGCAGCGGGAGAAGAUGGUUUACAUGGCUGUUAAAGAUUCUUCACAAGAUGAUGAUAUCAGUUGCGCUGAAAUAGCAGAUGAAGUUUACAUGGAAGUCAUUGUAGGGGAAGAGGAAGGAACUUCUCUCCCUGAGACUCAGCUUGAACACUCUGAUGUUAAUAAAACAAUUGUCCCUGUUGUCUGGGCUGCGGCAUAUGGGGAUGAAAGAAAAGCUUCACGAAGAUACGAAGAUUGCCAAGCAUCAGGAAAUACUUUGGAUUUAGCAUUAGAAAACAGAAGUAGUACAGCAGCACAGUACCUUCAAAUUUGUGAUGGCAUUAGUACAAAUAAAGUGCUUAAACAAAAAUCUAAGAAGAGGAGAAGAGGAGAAACCAGGCAAUGGCAAACAGCUGUUAUAAUAGGUCCGGAUGGACAGCCCCUGACAGUGUACCCUUGCCAUAUUUGUACAAAAAAGUUUAAAUCCAGAGGAUUCUUGAAAAGGCACAUGAAAAAUCAUCCUGAUCAUUUGAUGAGAAAAAAGUACCAGUGUACAGAUUGUGACUUUACAACUAACAAGAAAGUGAGUUUUCAUAACCAUUUAGAAAGCCAUAAGCUUAUUAACAAAGUUGACAAAACUCAUGAGUUUUCUGAAUACACAAGAAGAUACAGAGAGGCUAGUCCACUGAGCUCAAAUAAACUUAUAUUGAGGGACAAGGAGCCGAAGAUGCACAAAUGCAAAUACUGUGACUAUGAAACUGCAGAGCAAGGACUGUUAAACAGACAUUUACUAGCUGUUCACAGCAAGAAUUUUUCUCAAGUUUGUGUUGAGUGUGGUAAGGGCUUUCGACAUCCUUCAGAACUCAAGAAGCAUAUGAGAACGCAUACUGGUGAAAAGCCAUAUCAGUGUCAGUACUGUGUCUUCAGGUGUGCAGAUCAGUCAAAUCUGAAAACUCAUAUUAGGUCUAAGCAUGGUAACAAUUUGCCAUAUAAAUGCGAACAUUGUCCCCAAGCAUUUGGUGAUGAGAGGGAACUUCAGCGUCAUUUGGAUUUGUUUCAAGGACAUAAGACGCAUCAGUGUCCUCAUUGUGACCAUAAGAGCACCAAUUCAAGUGACCUUAAGCGGCACAUCAUAUCUGUUCAUACUAAGGAUUUUCCUCACAAAUGUGAGGUCUGCGAUAAAGGUUUUCAUCGUCCUUCUGAGCUCAGAAAGCAUAGUGAUAUCCAUAAAGGCAGGAAGAUUCAUCAGUGUAGGCACUGUGACUUUAAAACAUCAGAUCCAUUUAUUCUUAGUGGCCAUAUCCUUUCGGUUCAUACUAAGGAUCAGUCAUUGAAGUGUAAGAGGUGCAAGAGAGGGUUCAGACAACAAAAUGAACUCAAAAAACAUAUGAAGACCCAUACUGGAAGAAAGAUUUACCAAUGUGAGUAUUGUGAAUACAGCACUACAGAUGCUUCUGGCUUUAAACGACAUGUGAUAUCUAUACAUACAAAGGACUAUCCACACAGGUGUGAAUUUUGCAAGAAGGGUUUUCGAAGGCCAUCAGAAAAAAAUCAGCAUAUUAUGAGGCACCACAAGGAGGCUCUUUUGUAAUAAGAUCAAUAUCAAGAAAGAGGCUAUUUAGAAAAUAUGAUAUGCUACUUGAAAAGAAAAUUGCACAAACUCAUCUGGCUAAAAAGCUCGAUCUUAAGUCAUAACUUUUCAGUCUUUCUAUUAAUGAUCUUAAGAUAUUUGAAUUGGUAGGGGAUCUUAUAGCCUUUUGAAAAAUAAUUAAACAUGAUUAAAUGUGAAAAACAUCUUCAACCUCUAUUUAAUAGUAUUAUUCAUAAUUAAACUACAGAGAGGAAAAGCAAAAAUAAAUAAUUGGCUGAUCAUACCAGAGAGAAACAUUUCCAGAAAGAUUAUAUGUAAUUGAGUUUAGAAGUGCUCUGCCAUGGCAAACAAGCCUCACAUUUAUGCAAUUUUAGAAAUGGGGUGUUGAAAUAAAAUACAGUCAUUCAUGAGUCACUUAGUCAUUGAAUAUUUUAUAUAAAGUCUGGAAGUUAAAUUCCAGAAAUGGCAAACGUUUUUAGUAUUAAAAUAAAUUUCAUGAGGAAAGAGGUUAGAUUAAUCCAAUGUUAUUUUUAAAAGAAUUUUCAGAGCUGCUAAAAUUUUGUCACAGUAUAGGGUGUUAAAAUCUAGAAUUCUAUGCUAAAAUCCAAGGUCAAUUCUUAAGGAUGAACUUCCUUCUUCUGAUACACAAUUUGAUAGUUUUCAGUUUGGCAUAUGACAAAGUUAUAUUUGAGUCAUUUGACUUUAUAAAAUGGAUGCAGCUGUAGUGUUGCAAACAAAGCACUGUAUUUCUUAAACAGCUAAAGAGUAAAAUGAGAGAACACAAUUUCCUUAAAUACUGCAAUGUUUAGACAGUGUUUUAGGACAGUCUUAGCAGUAUGAUUGUUCUAGUAUUACUUGCUCUAAUGUUUAAAGGUGCAAUUUUAUGCCAUUAUUGAGAGUUUUGGUUUUUAAAAUCUUAUAUCAUUAGUGCAAAUUAUCAGUAUGAGGCAGUAUUGAUGCAAUACUUAGCAGAAAAAUAUACUGCCACUAGACUUUGGAGGUGAAUAUUCAUUUUAUAGUGUAUAAAUUUAAAAUAUGCAUCCCUUUAACAACGCUUUGUGUUAGCAUGCUGCAAAUCAAAAUGGCACUUACUAUAUAAAGCUGAUUUAAGGAAAUUUAAUUGAAACACUGUUUAUAAAUUUAACGCAUAUGAUGUGUACUUUUAAGUUUUAGUUGCUUCAUAUUUACACUCCACUGUUAAACAUAAUUAAAAGGUAAUUUUAACUUUUUAAUUAAAAGGUUAAAAUGCACUAUAUUGUGGCUUUGUGUUUCAAAUAAUGUUUGUCUUUAUUUUGCACCAGGCAAAAAUAAUUUCUUGGAUAAAAAGUUUUUUAUCUUUCUUAACAUCAGAAUAUUAAAUUUGGAAAAUAUAAAAUUGUGUGUUAUGUGGCUGUAAAUGAUGUACACGCUGUAAAAUAAGAUUGUCACUGUUACAUGGGACUAUUAGUUCUAAAUGUUAUUCAUUGAAAUUGAGCAUACAAUAAAAAGCAUUUAUUGCAUUUCAAGAGCUUAUGAAUUUAUUU